ACACACACACACACACACACACACACACACACACACACACACACACACACACGAGCUGUGCUUCACCGCAGUAGUACCGCUAAUGUAAAAGAAGCUCUCUGCUACACUGCACUAUUGUGAUUAAUAACGGCUGAAAGGUCAGAGACGUUUGACCAUGAAUGAGGCGGAAGGACUGCGCUUUAGGAAGCAAACUAGACCUCAGGUUUUAACAGACGAGACGCAUGAACCCCAAUACAAAAGCACGAGCACGUACAGUGGGAAGGUGUUCCGGGUCACACUGCUGUCUCUGGCUGUGUUUCUGAUUCUCCCAGUCCUGGUGAUCACUUUUCUUCUGGAGUCUCCCAUUCAGCCAGAAGCAUUCAGUCUCAAUGAACCACCACUAAUGACUGGUUGCUUUGAGCCCAAUCUAAAGCUUAGACAGGCCGAAAGACUGUUUGAGGACCAGCUCAUUGGGCCUGAAUCUAUCGCUAAUAUUGGAGAUAUUCUUUACACUGGUACUGCAGAUGGAAAGAUUGUGAAAAUUGACGGGAGAAAAAUCAGUGUUGUGGCAACUCUUGGCAAGCUUCCAUGUGGUUCUCCUGAGCAAGAACACGUUUGUGGCCGGCCGCUUGGAAUCAAAGUAGGUCCGAAUGGCACCUUGUUUGUGGCUGAUGCCUACCUGGGCCUGUUUGAGGUUAAUCCUGUCACAGGUGAGACAACACAUCUAGUGAGCACCAAGAAGCCGAUUGUUGGUCGACGGCUCUCAUUUGUCAAUGACCUGGAUGUGACACAGGAUGGGAAGAAGGUGUAUUUCACUGACUCCAGCAGCAGGUGGCACCGUAGAGACUUCAUGAAACUCAUCAUGGAGGCCACAGCAGAUGGAAGGGUUCUGGAGUAUGAUACUGAGACUAAAGAGGUCGCAGUCAUGAUGGAUAACUUGCGCUUUCCUAACGGCAUCAUUCUCCUUCCCGAUGAAGAGUCUGUUCUUGUUGCUGAAACUACGAUGGCAAGAAUAAGAAGGAUUCACGUGGCUGGUCUCAAUAAGGGAGGCAUGGACACUUUUAUAGAAAACCUGCCUGGCUUUCCUGACAACCUCCGCCGCAGUUCCUCUGGUGGUUACUGGGUGGCCAUGUCUGCCAUUCGGCCAAACCCUGGCUUCUCCAUGCUCGACUUCUUGUCACAAAGACCCUGGAUUAAGAAUCUCAUAUUUAAGCUCUUCAGCCAGGAAACACUACUGAAGUUUGUGCCACGCUACAGUCUGGUGGUGGAGCUGCAGGAUGGAGGAACAUGUGUGCGGAGUUUCCACGACCCACAUGGCACUGUGGCAGCCUAUAUCAGCGAGGCCCAUGAGCACAAUGGUUACCUUUACCUGGGCUCCUUCCGCUCUCCUUACCUGUGUAAACUUGACUUGAGCAAAGUGUAAAACAGUCCUACAAGAACAUGGGACUGUAAGUCAUUGAGGCUUCAUUAUCAGUCAUGUAACAUUUCCAACAAACCAUUUUUGAACCCUCUCUCCUGAUCCACUGCUGAACUGAGAAACCCGAGUCCUUAAUACACGUUCCUGCAUUUAAUACAGAUGCUGUCAUUCAGCUUUGACUUACACUCACUGAGCACUUUAUUAUAAACAUAGGAGUCUCAAAACAGCCUCAAUUUUUCAUGGCAUGGAUUCCACAAGAUGUUGGAAACAUUCCUUUGAGCUUUUAGUCCAUGUUAACAUGAAUACAUCACAAUUUCUGCAGACUUUCAUAUUAUAAAUCUUCCAUUCCAAUUCUUUUUUCUAUAGGAUUCAGAUUUUGUGACUGGAAAGAACAUGGAACACUAUAAUGUUCAGGAUACCAGUUUGAGAUGACUUUGUGACAAGGUGCAUUAUCAGGUGGAAGGAGCCAUUAGAAGAUAAAUUGUUGCCAUGAAGCGAAGCACAGCGUUGACAAAUAGGCUGUGGCAUUCGAACAAUGAUUUAUCCUGACCCUGCCACCUAUGAGCAUCAGACCAGUCUACGUUUUUUCCAGUCUUCACCUAUCCAUUUGUGGCACGGUCUGAGGUUUUUUUUCAUUCUGAGAUGCUUUUCUGCUCACCACAAUUGUACAGAGUGCUUAUCUGAGUUACUGUAGCCUUUCUACCAGCUCUAACUAUUUAGGCCUUUCUCUUAUGACCUCUCUCAUCAAUAAGGUGUUUCUGUCCACAGAACCGAUGCUGACUGGAUUUUUUUUUUCCCGUAAUUGAACCAUUCUGAAUAAAUUCUAGACACGUUUGUCUAUGAAAAUCUCAGGCGAUCAGCAGAAAUACCCAAACCAGCUCAUCUGGCAGGAACAGCCAUUAACAAUCUGAUGGUUAAUGUGAGCACUGCCUGAAGCUGCUGGCCUGUAUCUGCAUGAUUUUAUAUACUGCACUGCUGCCACGUGAUUGGCUGAUUAGAUCAUUACAUGAGUGCUCAGUGAUAAUAAAGUGCUCAGUGAAUGUUAAGUUUUUUGUUUUGCUGAGCCAUGUGACUUUGUGUUUUGUUUCUCUCUCUCAUACUGAAUGGUGUGUGUGUGUAUAUAUAAGCAUGUCUGCAGAUGUCAACCUGCUUUAUUUAAAGAGAUGACAUUUCUAUAUUUGUUUUGCUCCUAUGACAGGAGGUGCACAACGUUUGCAGCAUGAUUUGGUUUUAUUUUGACUGGACUGUCAUCUGGUCCUUAAAUUAGAGCUGCUGAUUUACUCAAACUACAGAAAUAUCAGUAUUGAUGACAACUUGUGAAAUUUAUAACUUCUAGUUGCAGGACUGAAAUGUAACACUGGAAUGCCAAAACUUUAUUUUACAAAUCCAUUGCUUUACUUUAAAACACUUACAUUAGUUAUGUUUCUGAGCUUCCAUUUGCAAAGAUCAUUUCAGCUCUGAAGGAGGAACUGGCUAUUAGCAAUAAUUUCCUGUUGAUUACUUUCGCCAGUUUAAUUCAUGAGUUUAAUUCAUGACCAUUUGUUAGCAUUAAUAGCAGCUAUUGGAAAGUGUGUACAAUAAAGAAAGAAAGAAAUGAA
Molecule: messenger RNA, 2994 nt
Organism: Tachysurus fulvidraco (yellow catfish)
Lineage: Eukaryota; Metazoa; Chordata; Actinopteri; Siluriformes; Bagridae
Gene: apmap
Product: adipocyte plasma membrane associated protein
Exons: 9
Coding region: 155-1402 (415 amino acids)
Biological process (GO): biosynthetic process
Molecular function (GO): strictosidine synthase activity
Source: RefSeq, a predicted model, not a curated record